This is a messenger RNA of Priapulus caudatus, 1218 nucleotides long. RefSeq names its product thiosulfate sulfurtransferase/rhodanese-like domain-containing protein 2. NCBI's taxonomy places the organism in Eukaryota, Metazoa, Priapulida, Priapulimorpha, Priapulimorphida, Priapulidae. The record is from RefSeq and is a predicted model, not a curated record. Bases 291 to 719 code for a protein of 142 amino acids. The transcript has 5 exons.
UCUGCGGAUGGGUGCGACAAAUGUUUGGGAGUUGGAUGUUUAGUGGUUGCGCAUCAGGGAUUCGUUGUAGUGGCAGCAGAUAACGGACGUAAUGCAAACAUCUCACUCCUCAGGAGUUCCAUGUGGCCUUAGAACAGAAGUCCACGGUUCCAGAUUCUGAUGGUCGAGACUAUGUCUUGGUAGACUGUAGAAACUUCUACGAAAGCAGAAUCGGAAAAUUUAAACAUGCUGUAACACCGGACAUACGCAAGUUCAGCUACUGGCCAGAGUAUGUGGACAAAAAUCUAGAUAUGUUCAGCGGCAAAGAUGUGUACAUGUACUGCACAGGUGGGAUCCGAUGUGAACGUGGCUCUGCCUACCUCAAGCAGAAGGGUAUUUGCAAAAAUAUCUAUCAGCUUCAAGGAGGAAUCCAUCGAUACAUGGAAGAGUUUCCAGAUGGACUGUUCAGGGGGAAGCUGUUUGUGUUUGACAACCGUUAUACAGUCAAGAGCAAUGACGAUGUAAUUGCAGAUUGUACGUAUUGUGGUAGACCCUGGGACAAGUACUCCCCAUGCUCCAGCAUACACUGCCAUCAGUUGGUGCUCUCCUGUGACAGGUGCCGCCAGGAACAUCACCUCACUGCAUGCUGUAAUGAGUGCCAAGCAAAGGGCGAUGCUGGGGAGGAGACGGAGCAAUGCAGCUGCACUAGGAGAAGGACGAGAAUCCCCAGAGAAUUGUGACAUGCGGCGUUAGAUAAGCAAUUUUAUAGUACAGUAUCUUGAGAGCAGAAGAAUGCCAUGACCGAUUUCAAAUUUUAUUUACACUAAUUUAACGUAAUGUAAAUGAAAUACAUGUAUAUGACGAGUACAAUGAAUGUCCUUUCCAAACCAGUUAUCUUGCUGAUCAUGUCACUGUUCCUUAUUAUACAAGUUAAGUGUGUAAGUCACUGUGUACUUGAUUUCAAUUAAUUAGUCGUCAGAUUUUCCUGUAACUAAGGAGGCAUGUCCAAUAAGAAUAGAGAAACAUGAAUCUAGCCUACACCAUAAUUUUCAAUAAAAUAGAUUUACUCUAUUGCUUUCACUUUAUGCCAGCAAUCGUACAUAAGUGCAUUUUGUCAGAAUUCUGCUAUCUGGAUUAGAUCAUGCUUUUCACUAUUUGAAUUAUAAAAGUAAAGUAUGUAUCAUUAAAAUGUUUGGUGUUAUGCAGUUUCUAUAACUCAGUACAUCAAGAUAAACCAGA